Phytophthora nicotianae INRA-310 is the source of this 4010-nucleotide messenger RNA. RefSeq lists its product as hypothetical. Gene Ontology annotation, molecular function: protein binding. The transcript has a single exon. Gene Ontology annotation, biological process: mitotic cell cycle; spindle organization; establishment of meiotic spindle localization. The record is from RefSeq and is a predicted model, not a curated record. Gene Ontology annotation, cellular component: spindle pole. Lineage: Eukaryota; Oomycota; Peronosporomycetes; Peronosporales; Peronosporaceae. Bases 1 to 3984 code for a protein of 1327 amino acids.
AUGGAUCGCAGCCACAUUGUCACUUCCCUGCUUCGUCCUCUUGCCACCUUAGACAGGUUGAAGAGCAUCGAUGCAGUGCCAGUGUCUUCGUGGGAUAAAGAGGCUGCUACACGUCGACCACAACUGGUGCAGCUUCCGUCGGGGCCUGUAUCUGCUCCCAAGAAGCUGCAACAGCAACAGCAACAGCAUGCAAGUCCGAACCAACGCUCUGCUACACCAUUGCAGCCACUACCGAAAACGUCAGGGAUUCGCCUUAACAGGAGCACAAAACGCGUCACUAAAGUCCCCAAGCUUUCAUUCACGAAGCGAAGAGGACGAAAUGCCAUCUCGAACCAGUUCAGUCUCGAUGGCGCCAGACAAGUGAAUGCCGGAGUAUAUUUACUGGAGAACGUCAACACUGGUCAUCGCUACUUCGGCACGACGUGGGACCUCCAGAAUGCUGCAGCCCAGAGCUUCCACGACCUGCAGCUUGGCGUGCAUCCUCACCAAGCAUUGAGUACGUGUUUUAUACUGUACGGCGAAGCAGCUAGUGGUAUCCGCUUCCGCGUCCUCGAACAGGUGAGUCCUCCGUCGUCGCCCAAGCCUCCAGUUUAUACCGACCAGGUCCGAGCGAAACGGAGACGAAUCAAGCGCCUUCUAGCCGGGCGAGAAGCCGACAACAAUGAAGACGGCUUCGACGUGCGAGCCAUGGAACGGAAACUAGCAACUAGACUGCGAUUCCACCAUCGGAAGGUGAUUCGACGGGCGGCGUACAAGAUUGUCCGACGGUUUUUAGUGAUGCCGAUACUAGCGCGUGCCUGGCCUCUCUGGGUUCGCGCUGCUGAAGGCUGUGCGCUUGUCGAACGUACUGCAGCUACUGUGGAGAUACAGCGCGUGGCUCGAGGCUAUCUCGACAGAGUUAUGGUCGAUAAAAUACGUCGAGAUCGUGCAGCUCGAACACUGCUGCGAUUCAUGCGACGCUGUCACUUUACGUUAGCAUGUAGAAGGAGAGCUCGUAGUCGUCUCGAAUCCAAGGCAGCACGUGUUCUCCAACGAUCGAUGCGCGAGUUUGUAGCGCGUCGCAAAGCUCGAAGACGACGCGACGGAGUGCGCCGAUGGCUGGCAGCACGGAAGCUGCAGACACACGUUAGACGACAUCUCGCUCGUCGUCUAGUAGACCGCAUGAGACUGGAUAAACGUCGUGCACGCGCUGCUGUCGAUAUGCAGCGUACAACUCGAGGACAUUUAGCUCGACUGCGAGUGCAGCGCCAGCGCCAGCGGCGUAUUGACGACAAGGCAGCCACGGAUAUCCAGAAGAUCUGGCGAGGCUACUCGACACGAACGAAAGUCACACUGCGUAGUCUUGGGGCCCUUUCAACUCAUAGACUACAUCAUUGCUCGAUAGAUGAGCUGAGAGAUGAGGCAGCCAGGACGAUUCAACAAGCCUACAGUCGCUGGGAAGCUCGGCGUCUACGAGAACAGAACGAAAAGGCCACGACAAUUCGCUUGGCUUACCGUAACUAUGUCGCCAGGAAGUUUGGCUGGGCUGCGGUGACUGUGAUGCUAGAGACAGCGAUGGCGAAUCGAAUCCAACGCGCCGGACGACGCUGGAUGUUCCAGCGCAAGUUACGUCGUGUGGUUAACGAGUUUCGACGGGAUAAGGCUGCACUUACCAUUCAAUGCUGCACGCGUCAACAUCACGCUCGAUUGAAGCUGUACAGGUUGAGGAAGAAGAAGAAAUGCGCACAGGCGAUUAGACAGAUACAGGCUUUCUGGCGUGGGUGUUGGAUGCUGCUUAAUCUGCUUGAGCGUAUUCUUAAGCGGAAGCGGGAGCGUGCAGCCAAGAGAAUCCAAGCCACGUACCGCGCGUGGAUAGCACGACGCGAAUACGUCGCUAUCAGAGACCUGGCGAGACGAAAUCGAGCCGCUACGAAGAUGCAGUGCAUGUUCCGAGCGCGACAGGCUCGACGUGAACUGAUGCGACGUCAAGUGGUUCGCCGUCUCGGCGCCUGUGAGAGCUGUCGCUCUCAACUCGCGACGGUCUACCAUUUCGAGGCAGAGAGCGAGCUCUGCGCGGCGUGUAGCGACGAAUUCGCCAGUCUUGGUGACGCUGUUAUGGAGACCAUCGAUGUGACUGUGUAUCGCCGUAUUCUCGUGCCGCUGAUGAGUGCUCAACGCGCAUAUCGAGCCUUUCAAACGCAAAUGCGACUCCGGUUUGGUACGUGUACGUUGUGCGAGAAACACGCUGUUCGCAGAAGCUGUUGGUCCUGCUUGUACGGCCAGGGCUUCACUGCAAACGUUGGCAAGCGCAACGGAAAGCCAGCGAUGGGCUUGACGUUUUGUCGGUCUUGUGAUGCUCUGUUUCACGAGCGUAAGCAGCAUCAGAGGAAGGAUAUUGAGCUUGCGUACACCGAAGACGCUGCUGCCGUGACGAUACAAAAGUACUAUCGCCGGUUCGCACAGCGAUGUACGGUAGCAGAUCUGCGCUUAGCUCAGCAGACAUUAGCGGCAAAGCGUGUCCAGGUGUGUUUCCGACGUCACCGACAGCGUCGAAUCACGCGCGCUAUCUGCGCGGCUCACAGACGGCAGCAGGUGCUUGAAGCGGGCGCUGCACUCACGAUACAGCGUGCAGUUCGAGGAUAUUUAGCUCGCUGUGAGCUUCUCCAUCUCAAGUACGAGCGUGACAGCGCCAUCAAAAUCCAACGCGCGUUCCGACGGUAUCAAGCGAGACGUGUGUACAAUGCAGCGGUUGUUAUCCAGAGCCACGUUCGCGGGUGGCUGGCACGUCGUGUGGCUUGUAUUCUCCGUCAAGAACGACAGGGGAGACAGCAGAACGCCGCUGCGUGCUGCAUUCAGCGUCACGUGCGUGGGUUUCUUGCACGGCGACGCGUAUGGCACCUGCGUCAGCACAAAGCAGCGGUGCGUAUACAAUCCGCCUGGCGCGGAUACGUCGCGAGGUGCGAGUUACAUGCGCUGCAGCUCGAGAAGCAGCGGAGAUUCAACGAGGAAUUACGCACCAGACUCAGCGCCGUCGCCGCGCAGAUCGCCGAGUGUGAACGCGCUGCAGCCACGUGCAUCCAGACUGAAGUUCGAGGACGACAAGCUCGAAUCGAGUUGUACAGACGGAAACUCCAGGCUGCCAGGAGCGCGCGCGAACAGCUUCGUGAUAAUGCGGUGGCGCUUGAAGCGGCGAGUGCGACGUGCAUCCAGCGUCAUGUGCGUGAGCGUCUCACAGCUCCUGUCAGUCACCACCGCCUGCGCGCUCAAUGCUGUGCUCGGUGUUUCUUGAGUCGACGCACAGUGAAGCGGAUGCGACUGGAAAAGCAGUCGGCUGUGCGGAUCCAGCGGGCGUUCCGGUAUUCCCGUGCGAAGCGAAGACUUGCUCGACUGGUUGAUGAUGACACGACGCCGGCGUCUGCGUGGGUCGAGCUCUUCGACGAAGCGAGCGGAUGCGUCUACUACUACCACACAGAGACUGGCGAAAGCGUCUGGGAACGACCAGCCGAGAUGGAUACGUCGCCUGAGGACGCAACCAGCGAGAAUGUCGGCGAGUGGGUCGAGUACUGGGACGAAAACGUCGGUACGUCGUACUUCUACAACGUCAAAACCGGCGAGGCCACGUGGGCGACACCUGCAGGCUAUCAAAGCAGCAACCUGGAAGACACUACGACUGCAGAAACGUGGCCGCUGAAUAAUGGCGGCUCGUAUUACACGCUUCAACCACGCUCGAAACUGGAGUCAAAAGACGCAGAAAAUCAGAAAACGGAGGUGUAUGGGGACCAGUACGCGCCGUACGGCUACGAAGAUCAGGCGUAUUAUGACAACAACCAUGAGGAGGGAGCUUAUUACUACUAUGGCGAUGGCACGGCGUACGCGUACCCAGACGACGAACCGGUCGACACCGAGUACGACAUCAACUACAAGAUUUACCUGACGCAGAUCGCGCAGGAGCAGCAACAGCAACAGCAACAAGAUCAGAAGCCCAACGACACCAAACAGGCUUGAAUAGACCACUAUCGUGUAGCUUGAAC